AUCAAAUCAGUCUUCUUCUUCAUCUUGAACUGUAACACAAAACACAGAGAGAUAGAGACAAAUAGCAAAAUCAAAGUUUCGGAAUUUUCGAUCUCAUCAUCUUCUCCCGACAAACCCAUUUCAUAAUUUCUCCAAAAGGUUUCAUUUUGUUAUAUGGGUCUCUGUUUUCUCGGAACCUAAACAACUAUGAAGAGGCUUCGAGGUUUCAAGAUUGGACACAGAUUCGUCAAGAUUUUCAAAUGGAUAAUCCGAACAAGAAGAAUCCAAACCGGGAAACGCCAAUGCCUAACCGGAAUUCUCAACCCGGUUACAAAAAUCUACUCUUUAACACGGCGGUGUCUCCGUCGUGGAGCCAAUAGACUGUGCGGAGGAAAGAAACCGGCUCAACUUGGUAACGAACCGAAGACGCCGUCAGUUCCAAAAGGGCAUUUAGUUGUUCAUGUCGGCGAAUCCGGCGAUGAUACACGACGCGUGGUGGUUCCGGUGAUUUACUUUAACCAUCCUCUGUUCGGAGAGUUGUUGGAGCAGGCGGAGCGGGUUUACGGAAGUAAGAUCAUGGCUUACACAAACAAAGUAGCGGUUGCGGUUGGAGCCGCGGUGCUGUUUCUUGCGGUUGUAAUGAAUCCGCGGUGGACAGAGGCACAAACGUAUCCAAAAUUGGAUCGUUUAUGUGUGAUGAUGAUCCCUGACAUUCUGGAAGAAUGUUUCACCCACGAUAGACUAAAACCUACGGAAGACUGCUGCAACGAUCUCAAAAAUGCGACAUUGACGCAGGUUGAUUGUCUUUGUGACAAUUACCUCGAAAGUCUCAGUUUCUCUGACCUCGCGAGAACUUUCUCCGCUGGAGUUUUGAAAAAGUGUGACGUUUCUCACAAAUUCAUGUGCCAGGCUGCUAAGAAUAGAGGAGAAGCAAAGGGAGGCCGAAACACCACCUGCAUCAACAGCAAUACCAGUGUAGGAGGAAAGAACAAGGUUCCUGCAUCAAUGAGUGCUUUUGCGGCUGCGGUUGCGACAGUGGUGCUAUUUCUAGCGGUUACGAUUGUUGAUGCACAGUCAAUGCCGCCAAUGCCAAAACUGAAUCCUUUUUGUGCGGUGGUGGAUCUCCCAAAGACCGUCGAAAUUUGUUACUUUAACUUGGAAUUGGUGGCAUCUGAAGAAUGCUGCAAUGAUCUCAAAUCGGCGAGCACGGUAAAAGUGACUUGUCUCUGCGACAAUUUCAUUGCACAUCCUUCCUACGCCAAUAUCACGCGAACUCGCUACGACCUAGUCCACACCUCAUGUGGUGUUGCCGACAAAUUCGCAUGUAAAGGUAUGUAAUUUAUUUUUUAGGAUUUAAUCUCUGAUUUUCAUUGGCUUUUCCUUUAAUAUUGUUCAAACUACUACAUUAUGGUUUCAAUAGACCAAGUUUAGACAU
Molecule: messenger RNA, 1414 nt
Organism: Arabidopsis arenosa
Lineage: Eukaryota; Viridiplantae; Streptophyta; Magnoliopsida; Brassicales; Brassicaceae
Source: the annotation of a GenBank genome assembly